AUGGCUACACAAAGUGAGCACUACACAUUUAUCAGCUCCAAGUUCCAUACAAAUCUGUCUCCUCUCGAUCAAAUAGCUGUAUAUAACUGGUCGCCCCGGAUUCUCAUAUUCCCUCUCUCUUCGUCUGCUGAUCGUCAAGUUAUCACGACUGUCCUGCACGCAGGCAUGCAAGCCACGAUAGAUACAUUUCCCGACCUGGCUGGCUCUUGCACACGGCCGCCUCAAUCCCGCUCAGGUGAUACACAGGGCGGCACGCGAUACCACAACAAGGGCGAGGCCCAUCUAAGCAUUACAGACGUCUCAGAUAGAUAUAGCCUUGACACUCUACGUGCAAACAACUUCGAUCAAAAGCUUCUGCUGCCCCAGGAUCUUUGCCCGACACCCGCCUUUGCCCAUCCAGCUAUUCAGCCGCUGGAGCUCUUCAGCGUUCAGGCAAAUUUUAUUCAAGGCGGCCUCUUACUGGUCGUCUGCAUCUACCACAGCAUUUGUGAUGGCGUUGGCCAGUUCCACGUCACCGAGAUGCUCGCAAAUCAGUGUCGUCUCGCGUCAACAGAAGACAACAAGACCAGACUUACUUUCAGACCCGAUCAAUUCGAUCGCACCAUGCUGUUUGGAGGCGCGCCUCAGGCAGACAUCAGCAAGCUCUCUGCCUACACCAUCCUCCCUGAGCCCGCGCGCGGUAUGCCUGCUUGGGCCUCACCCGAACAUCGCAAGCUCGCAAGCGAAACAUUCUGUCUGACUAAGGAGACUCUGAUCCAGCUCAAGGCCGACGCCACCAGCCAGAAGCCUGCCAGUUCCAAGGAGCCCUAUAUCUCCACCCACGAUGCAGUGUGCGCAUUGAUUUGGCGAACUACUAUGGCCGCUCGUGUGGCAGCAGGCGUGAUCAGCAAACACGACGAGACAACUUUCGGAAUGCCCGUCGAUGGCCGGUCGCAAUUAGAGCCGCCGCAGACCCCUGACUUCUUGGGCAACAAUGCGAUUGGAUUCAAGAUCGUAGAUACUGUCGAGAGGUUGACCGCACCACAUAGCCUUGGAGUCGCGGCGUUUGCCAUCCGAACAGGCGUCAAAAGCGUUGACAAUUCAUACAUCAAGAACCUGAUCACGGUGCUGAACCAGGUGCCCGAUUACGGCCAAAUCUUCCUCGACAUGCUAGAAAACAUCAAGACGACAGGAUUGUUCCUGACGUCGUGGGCAAAAUUCUCUUAUGCAGAUCUGGACUUUGGAGCAAAGUUUGGAAAAUGCGAGAUGUUUAGAUUUCCUGCUGGGGGCUAUAUGAAUGGUAUCGCGGUUGUGUUUCCGCCGUUGAAGAACGGCGGCUGGGAGGUCAUGCUGACAUUGGAAGAGAAGUGUAUGGAAACUUUCAAGAAAAAUUCAGUGUGGAAGCAGUAUUCGCAGAUAGAACAGCUAAGGACUUAG
Messenger RNA from Aureobasidium namibiae CBS 147.97, 1416 nucleotides. RefSeq lists its product as uncharacterized. NCBI's taxonomy places the organism in Eukaryota, Fungi, Ascomycota, Dothideomycetes, Dothideales, Saccotheciaceae. The coding region runs from base 1 to 1416 and encodes 471 amino acids. The record is from RefSeq and is a predicted model, not a curated record. The transcript has a single exon.